CAAGUACUUUUUGUAUUUUAAAAUGUGUCUAGUAACGUCUUAUUAUGUGUCUAUUUUUCAUUGGAGCGUACUCAUCCAAUAUAUUUUCGACUAGUCUGUCUUGGUUCAUUAGAAAAGGCCUAUAUGCAUAUCCGUUAGAGACAGAAUAGUAGUAUUGCGUGUACGCAUUCAGUGGAAACCAGAGUUAAAAGGUACAGAUAGAAGACGAUCUUUUAAAAAGAAAAAGAAAAUCAACAUGAAUAACAGUAAUAUAACGGAACUCAUUUAUGAAGGGGAAGAUGAAACUAGUUCAGACAUUGUAUUUUUUAUUUUUUGUUGUUUUGGAUUCGGAGCUUUAAUGCGACAAGUGAUGAAAUUUAUUCCUUUCCGAUUGGCUUAUACUGUGAUGCUACUGCUGCUGGGUAUUAUAUUUGGAGCUAUAGCUAAUCUUGUUCCUGCUUUAGACACCUACACCCUUGAAGAUACCAAUCCUCAUUUGAUAAUGCACAUCUUCUUGCCUGUUUUGAUUUUUGAAUCAGCGUUUGCCUUGGAUUUUCAUACAUUCAAGAAAACAUCUGCUCAGGUUUUAAUCUUGGCCGUCCCAGGUUUAGCAUUAUCCUCUGUAUUAAUUUGUGUUAUGGCUCAAUAUUUAUUUGAUUAUAACUGGAAUUGGAAUGUCGGAAUGAUGUUUGGUGCUUUAAUAAGUGCGACAGACCCAGUCGCUGUUGUAGCUAUAUUAAGAGAAGUCGGGGCUUCGAAAAAGUUAGCAAUAAUAAUCGAAGGGGAAUCAUUGUUGAAUGAUGGAACAGCCAUUGUUUUCUUUAAUAUAUUCCUUAUUUUAUCAACCACAACCGAAGCUCUAACAGGAGGAGAUAUCGUAUUGUAUUUUCUACGAGUGGCUAUUGGUGGACCAGCGUUUGGCUUAUUAAUGGCAUUAAUUACUGUUCUGUGUCUAUCUUAUGUAUUUAAUGAUGUCAUGGUGGAAAUAACUAUAACAUUAGCUUCUACGUAUGCUACAUUUUAUAUAGGAGAAAGGUUCUUAGGAGUAUCUGGAGUGUUAGCAGUAGUCGUUUUAGGUGUUGCUUUGGGUAGUAUGAAAACCAGUAUCAGUCCAGAGGUUGAAGCUUUCUUACACAGAUUUUGGGGUGCUCUAGCUUACUUGGCUAAUACUUUAAUCUUCAUACACGUGGGAGUGGUGAUUUCAAAGAAAGCCAUAUCUCUCGUACACGGAACAGACUGGUUUUAUAUGAUGUCCUUGUACUUUGGAUUAAACAUUAUAAGAGCUGCCGUGAAUCUGGUAUUCAGUCCUAUAUUAACAAGAAUAGGAUAUGGAAUGACUUGGCAAGAAGGUGUUGUUUUAACAUGGGGUGGCUUACGAGGUGCUGUUGGUUUGACUCUAGGACUGAUCGUCUUGGAGAACGAACGUUUAGAUUUAAAUGUUAGGGCUAAGAUAUUUAUUCAUAUUUCUGGUAUCGUGUUUUUAACUUUAUUGAUAAAUGCCACCACGAUACCCUUUUUACUGAAAUUAUUAGGCAUGAAUGAUAUUUCUACUGCUAAAAGAAUGGCAAUGGCCAGUGCUGUCAAACAUCUUCAGGAACUCAGACAAAAAACUCUGCAUAUGUUAAAAACAGACAGGUUUUUAGCCGAUUCGGAUUGGGAACUGGUUGAAAGAUCUUGUGAAAUAACAUCACCUUAUAAAGUGUCAAAAGAUGAGAUUGAAAUAAAUAAAAUGCAAAUACGCCCUAAGUCUGUAUGUCCCGAUUGCUGUGCCAGUUUACCUGUUCAACUAACACAAAAAGAGCUGGCCGACACUACAAACGAGGCAAUCCUUAGAUUAUUAAAAGCAGAAAAAUUAAGUUAUUGGAGACAGUUUGAACAAGGCAUGUUAUCCCGGGAAUCAGUUCGUACACUGCAAGGUUUUACUGAAGUAGCAUCCGAUAAAAAGGGAGCUUUCGUUAAUGUUGAAGAAAUUAAAUCAACAUGGGAAAUAUCUACAAUACUGAAAAAACUAACGAAUAUGGUGAAGAAGAUUAUUGAUAAUAAUAAUCCAAGCUGUUGUUCAUCUCAUCCGAUUUUAAAAACACUGUUUAUGAUAGUUUUAUCCAAACCAUUCUGGAUUUUUAUAUACGUCAUCCUCAGCCUCGAUAUGAUAAACUGUGCCUUAUCACUGGUCAGUGAAUUCGAUGAUAAAUGGCAUGAAUAUAGAAUUUAUUUUAGAUCCUUUAAUGCAACUUGUUUGGGCAUCUACAUUCUUGAAUUUUUCUUCAAGGUCCUAACGCAGAGAGCGGGGUAUUUUAAGAUCGUGUGGCAGAUAUUGUGUUUUAUUAUCAUCAUUCAUGGAAUUGUCGAUGUGAUUCUGGACUUUUCAUUCUUUAACCUACAACCAGUAAUUUGGGCGUUCUUAGCUCUCCGAUGCAUUCGGUUUUUACGAUAUUUUGAGAUUUUAAUACCACUUGUUUGGAAGUUACUGCAAUAUCAGAUGACAACAGGAAUAAGUAUAGGCUAUGACGUAGGUAGAGGUUAUGUAGCAGGAGAAGAAGACGUUCGUAAAUUAAUUGAUAGAAUGGUUGAUAAUGCAGAUAUAGCGUCACAUUUAAAGAGCACUAGUGAUAAAGGAAAACUUGAAGUUAUCAAAUGCUUAGCUAUGUUACAGAAAGACUAUCCUCAAGUUGCAUUAUCAGUCAAAACUAGACAGGCAGCUAGAAGUGUUCUUAAUUGUUUAAGAGAAGGAGUACAGAAAUUAUUAGAGGAUGGUGUAUUGGAAGAAUCGGAAACCGAAAAAUUACUUGAGAAAAUAGAAGAUAAUAUGAAACGUGUAUUAUCUCUACCAACAAGUAUUCCUGUGCCACCACCGGAUAAAAUGUUAACUAACGUUACAUGGAUUGGGGAAGAUCAAAACAUUGUUAACUUUAUAAAGGAUCGAGCCAAAUUGGUUAAUUUUGCAUAUGAUGAUGUUAUAUUUAAUGAAGGUGAUCCUUGUAACGGUAUAUACAUUAUUGUUUCUGGUUUAGUCAGGUUGACUUUGCAUGAAUCAGAAGAUAGAGAUAAAGUAAUAGAUAUUUUGUCUACAGGUAGUAUAAUAGGUGAAAUUAGUUUAUUAACACAUGAUGUUAGAAUGUCUACCGCUGUAUGCGAAACUGUGGUUCAGGCUAUGUUUAUAAGUGCAAGUGAUAUGGAAGAAGCAUUUAAGGAAUUUGAUGAUACUCAUCCAACUCUAGAAUAUAGACUAUGGAAAGUUUGUGCUACACGAUUAGCUGUUGGUAUUUUAAUGGAACAACCGCCAUAUCAGGGAUACAGUUGUGAAAAAAUCAAACUACGGCUGGAAUCAGCUUAUAUUUAUUCUGGUAGUGACUUUAGAAUAACCUCCAAAAUGGCAGAUGUGAUAUUAAUUCAAGGAGUAGCCCAGAAUUCAUUUACUAGAGAUAAAUAUAACGGACCAUGUUAUAUACCAUGGACUUGUUUACGGUUAAAUUUCCUAGUUGCCAAACCAAUCUUGCUAGUGAUACCAAGUGAAAGCACUGAUCGUAUAACCUAUAGCCCUACAUAUAGAAGAGAAUCAUAUGUGUCUGACCACAAUCACUCAACUGAUGACGAAGAUAGUACAAACUCACGACAAAAUCUACAAAUACAAAGGAAGAGAGUGACACUUGUAGCACCACACUAUUCCCAAAUUGAUGGUUUAACUGUCGACAGUAUUAGCAUGAAUGAUGGAUCAAUUGUGCAAGAUGAUACCAUAUUGGAGAUGAGUUCAUUAGAUGAAGAGGAUCUUGAUAACAAUACGGAUUCCCUACAUCAAUCUGAUUCUGAAGAAGUAACAACAACUCGGUUCUAGACAUAUAUAUAACAAUACAAUAGUACGUUUUUUUUCGACAAGGAACUGGGGCAUAAGAGCUACUUGUUGUUGUUCCUCUUUUUCUUCUUCUUCUUCUUGUGGCGACACUCUUCGAAAAAAGUCUAAGGCCAAAUCAGCUAUGAUCGACAUUCAACUUAUUCCUUGAACGGUUGCGCAACGAUUGACGGACCCGAUUUUUGAUAUCCAAGAUGGCGGCGAUGAUGCCAGGCUAGGUUCCUGGUGAUUAUACUGCUAUCAUAAUUGUUGUAAUUUUAAGCCUUGACAUGGAAAUAUAGUGAUAAAUUCGAUCGGUACAUACGUCAUACAACACUUUGAUAAAAGGAAAUAAUCACGGAUAAGUUACCGUUGAAAUGAUCCCUCCCCUUUACGCCAAAAGUGACAAAGCAUUAAAUAAUAUCCAAAGGUUGUGAACACUCUGGAUUAGAUGAAACUUUAAAUGUGUGUUAUGGAUCAAAAUAUCUUGGAUGAGUUCGAUUUUGGUGUGUAAUGGACCUUCCGUUCACGAGUUAUGAUCCUACCCCCUGUCUUUUACGCAAUUUGAGAAAUAUGUGCAAUAGGUUUGUGGACUUAAUAUGUUUAAGGGUCAACAUAUCUUAGAUGAGUUCCAUUUGGAUGCGCAUCGGGCCUUCCGUUCUGGUUCUAUGCCCCCCCCCCCCCACUCCCGGCUCUACCCCUGCCGUUUACGCAAAAUUUGACAUAUGUACAAAGUUUGUGGACCUCCGGAGGCCACGAAUUUUAUCAGAUUCAGAUGAAACUUAAAACAUAAAAUCGUUUCGGAAUUACAUCCCGUUUUCCAAAAACUCUGAUAAUUGGAUAAUUAUUUAUUUAUUUUUUUUCAAAAUUGGUUUGUAGCAGGACGUACCCUAUUGAUAACCAGCCUUUCGCGAACUUUAGUUCUAAAGUUACGUCGCCAGCCACACCCCUUAGCUUAAACCUUUGCGAAUACGAUAAAUGAAACUGAGUUUAAUGACCUACUGUUUUGUACCGACUGGGCUAAUGAAGACGGGUAAUACAUGAAAGACAAUGAAUUAUAUUACUCGUGUGUUGUAUUUGAUAUAUACUUAUUGUUUGGUGUUUCAAUUGUUGUCUUUUGUAAUAAUAAAUAAGCAAAUCUUCUA
Molecule: messenger RNA, 4950 nt
Organism: Patella vulgata (common limpet)
Lineage: Eukaryota; Metazoa; Mollusca; Gastropoda; Patellidae
Product: sodium/hydrogen exchanger 10-like
Exons: 28
Coding region: 236-3811 (1191 amino acids)
Biological process (GO): proton transmembrane transport
Cellular component (GO): membrane
Molecular function (GO): sodium:proton antiporter activity
Source: RefSeq, a predicted model, not a curated record